AUGGGAGUACCCAAUUUCUAUUCUUGGUUAUCUAAACGAUAUCCAAUGUGCAAAUACCCUUUCACCAAACAUCAUGGGCAUUAAAUAGAUUUCCUCUAUCUUGACAUGAAUUAAGUCAUCUAUAAGUGCGCAACCAAUUAAACCAUUUUAAAGGACUAUAUGAUAGAAAAGAGUAUCGAAUCCCUUUGGACAUCCAUCUUAAAUUACAUUGACACCAUAAUUAAUUUAGUGGAUCCACAAUUAGUCAUUUAUUUGACUUUUGAUGGAGUUGCACCAAGAGCAAAGGCUAAUUAAUAAAGAUAGCGCCGAUUCGCAUCUUCAAAAGGGGAUGCCAAAAUCAAAUAAUUGCUCAAGUAGUUGGAUUUGGAGUAAUAAAACCACACCUUUAAAAAUAAUUAGAUAACUGCAGGUACAGAAUUUAUGUAUGAAUUAAAUGAACAAGUCAAAUUUUUUAUCAAUCGUAAAUUCAAAGAAGAUGAAAAAUACGCUAACUUAUAAGUCAUCUUCUCAGGCAGUGAUGUUCCUGGAGAAGGUGAACACAAGAUACUAGAAUUCAUGAGAGGAAUCAAAAACCAAUAAAAUUUCAACCCAGAUUGGACUCAUUGCAUUUAUAGUGCUGAUGCAGAUCUAAUUAUGCUUGGAUUAGGAAUACAUCUCAAAUAUGUGUCUAUCAUAAGAGAACAAAGCAAUAUGGAUUAAAUCAAAACCUAAAUAGCUUGCAAGAGAAGCAUUGAAACUGUUAAAUUUGAGUUGAUUAACCUAUAAAUCGUUAAAGAAUAUUUGGACUUAGAAUACAAGACCAUCCAAAUGAAGAUUCCUUACAACAUAGAUAGGGUAAUAGAUGAUUUUCUUUUACUGUUCUUUUUAAUUGGAAAUGACUUCUUACCACGUGUCUAUUGCUUCGAUAUUAAGUAGGGUACUGUGGAAUUGUUAAUCGAUACCUUUAAAUCAUUCCUAGAACAAUGUGAUGAAUACGUGACUCAAGAUGGAUGGAUAAAUUGGAAAUCAAUGUCAUUAUUAGUUUAAGUGCUGUCUAAAUUUGAAAUCAAGGCCAUUGAAAAAAGAGUCGAAGAAUUGAAAAAAUAAAUCAAGGAUACUGAUAAUCCAGAAUACUAAGAUUAUAAAAUUCAAUGGGAAAGUGAAUUGAAGAUCCUCGAUGCCUUAAACAUCCAAUUUUCUAAUAAUAACUCAGUUGUGGCUAGGAAAUUGUUUUAUGAAAGCAAAUGCUAAAUCGAUAUAGACACUGAAGAAGGUAAGAAAGAAUUAGAUAAGAUAAUUCUAAAAUAUUUGGAAGGAUUUUAAUUUGUUUUGAGUUAUUAUUAUCAUGGAGUGCCUUCUUGGGAAUGGUAUUAUAGCUAUUAUUAUUCACCAAUGUGUUUCGAUUUAUGUGUAUAUUUGAGUAAGAAUUAAAUAGAAAAAAUAUAAUUUGGAUAAAGCAAACCUUAUGAUCCAUUUCAGUAAUUGCUCCUUAUCUUACCUCCUCACAAUGCUAAUUUACUGCCUGCUCCUUUUAGAGGACUUUAUGAUUUGGAAUCCCCAUUAAGGAAACCAUUUGAUUAUUACCCUGAUGAAUACGAGAUAGAUCCAUUUGGAGCAAUAUGGGAACAUCAAUUUAUAUGCAAGGUUCCAUUUAUGAAUUCUGAUUUGUUGAUUUCAGAAUAUAAGAAAAUAGAUCAAAGUCAAUUGAAUGAAUUAGAGAGAGAAAGAAGCAAAUUUGGUCAUGCAUAUCUGUUUGUCCAAACUAAAAUCAAAGGAGAUUCCAUUUAAUCUAAAUUACCAAAAAUAUUUAAGAACAAAAAGUAUAGAACAGAAUAAAUUUAAUUAAAUGGAAAUAUACAUUAGGAUGCUUAAGAAGUCUUAUCAAGAAUUAAAAAUUAAAAGGUUAAACAGAAUGAAUUACCUAUUCUACCUUCUUUACAUGUUCUAAAGAUUAAUAAAACAUGGUUAUAAAAUAAAAAAGAUAAACACAAAAAUCAAAGAGUAUUAAAGGUUGAGUUGGCUUCAAAGAAUUUAGAUUUCUUAGAUAAGAUUGAAAGUGCCAGUGAUCAAACUUAAACAUUCGAUUGUUAUUGCGGAUAUCCAUAAAAUUAUUAUGGAGAAGUGGCUUUGGUAGUUAGUAAGAAAUCAUUUUUGUUCCUUAAAAACUAUUAGCUUAAAAAUAUGCAAAUACUGUCUGAAUUCAGAGAUGACAUUUUAGAUGAAGUCAAAAAUGACAUUUAUGAUCAUUUGAAAUAUACAAUGUAAACUAGAUUAGAGAAUUAGGGGAUAUUUUUAGAGUCAAUUAAUGCCAUUGCAGUUGUUUAUUUUUAUAAGGAGAUCAUAAGAAAUCCAGAUAGAACAUUAGGUUAUAAUAUGUUGAACGUUAGAGAGGAAGUGAUGCCAUUAGAAUGGAUUUCAGAUCAGAAGAUUGUUGAAUUGGUGGAUUACAGAUUAGAGAAUCAAAUUGAUUUAAUAAAUUAAAAAGUCAUUGUAGUUAAUAAUGAUAAGAAUUAAAUCUGUGGGUCGAUUGGCUGUGUUGAAAAGAAGAUUAAUUAAGAUUAGUAUAUCGUCAAGAUUCUUAGAUAACCAAUUUUACAAACAGACAAUAAUAAAAUCAAAGUGUAAAAGUUUUUCGAUAUUGGAUUUGUGUCUGAAAAAUUAAAUAUACCUCCAGAAAUAAUUCAUUAUAUUUUAGGAUGCAUUAAAAUCUUCAUUGGGGAUAAGAAAAAGUAAACUGACAUUAUAGUUUAAUAAAUUGAUAUUGGUUUUAAUGCAGUACACAAAGGUAAAAACUAAUUAGUACCUGAAUUACUGAGAAUAAAUGAAGCUCAAUUUGAUUCAGAAGGAUAUGAAAAAUUCAAACAGUUCGAAAAAGCUUAGCUUUCCGAAACCUUAGUAACAGAUUUGGAAGAGUAUGCUAAAAGGUUGCCAGAAUUGAUUAAGUUUCUAAAAUCUGUUGGUAAAGAGAAGUUAAGGUCUCUACAGUAGAUUAAAAUUACAGACAUUUUCAAAGAUGAUGUUCAAGCCGGUAUUAAUACUAUUUUGAAGCAUUACACUUGGCUUCUUAUGCUCCCAACUUCACAAUAUACUUUAUGUAAUGUUGCGUCAUCAACAUAUUCGAGUCAAACCAUUAAAGCUUUAGAGGAAUCAAAGUAGUCCUAAAAGGUUCAGAGGACUUUGUUUACUCAUAAAUUUUGGUUAUUAAAUCAAGAAAAGUUUUAUGUUCCCCCACUGAUGACUGAACAUCCCAAAAUCCAUAAAUUAGGGGAUAGAGUAGUAGCAUUAAAUAAUAAUUAUACAAAUUUCGGUGCUUAUGGAGUUGUAGUUGGCGUAAUAGAUAAUGGAGAAAUAAUGAUUGAAGUUCUAUGGGAUAAACCUCGUUUUGGAUAAACAGAUUUAGGAGGAAGAUGCUCUCCUUUGAGAGGAUCAUUGGUUCGCUUUUUAGAUAUUUUUAACAUUACACAAUAAUGGCAAGAAUAAUUAAACACAUAUAGUGGAGGUGCCAAAGGUCAUUAAGUUGAGAGUUGGACUUAUAAGUAAAAAGUAUUUGUACCUUCUCAUGAAAAACCUGAUUAUAAAAAAAAGAAAUAACAUCAACCAAAAUAAGGGUAGACCUAAUGA
This is a messenger RNA of Paramecium tetraurelia, 3600 nucleotides long. RefSeq lists its product as uncharacterized. Gene Ontology annotation, biological process: nuclear-transcribed mRNA catabolic process. The transcript has 4 exons. The record is from RefSeq and is a predicted model, not a curated record. NCBI's taxonomy places the organism in Eukaryota, Ciliophora, Oligohymenophorea, Peniculida, Parameciidae. Gene Ontology annotation, molecular function: RNA binding; 5'-3' RNA exonuclease activity. Gene Ontology annotation, cellular component: nucleus.